GAAAUGUAGAGCAUAGUUCACACAUCAGUGACUGUUUGCCAUAUGUGUAUAUCUCAAUAAACGGUAAUCCUUUUAUUUUCUUCGUGUCCAUAUUUUCGUCAUUAAAAAUGCACAGAGUGCAGGUUUUGUCGGGACAUCUGUCGUCAAAUAAACGCGUUGGAAUGAGGCAGUGCAGCGCAUCAGCUGCUGAUCCAAAUGAUAUCGUUGUGGUUCAUGGGCUCCGAACAGCCAUCGGCCGGGCGAAGAGAGGAUCUUUUAAGGACACUACCCCAGAUGAGCUGCUCAGUGCAGUGAUGAGUGCAGUUCUUAAGGAUGUGGGACUGCUACCCUCUUUACUAGGGGAUGUUUGUGUUGGUAAUGUUCUACAACCAGGGGCAGGUGCACUUAUGGCUCGAAUCGGACAAUUUUUAAGUGGCUUCCCAGAGUCUGUACCGGUCUACACUGUAAACAGGCAGUGCUCUUCUGGACUACAAGCUCUUUUUAAUGUUGCGGGUGGAAUCAGAGGAGGUUCAUAUGACCUGGGACUUGCCUGUGGUGUGGAGAGCAUGUCCCUUCGUUCGCCAGGGGACCCAGGAGACAUCAGCCCCCGACUGAUGGACAAUGAGAAAGCCAGUGACUGCAUCAUUCCCAUGGGAAUAACCUCAGAGAAUGUUGCCGAGAGGUAUGGCAUCACUAGAGAAAAACAGGACAGCUUUGCACUCAGUUCCCAACAAAAGGCAGCCAUGGCGCAGAAAAAGGGCUUAUUUGAUCAAGAGAUCACACCAGUCACUACUAAAUUUGUGGAAGAAAAUGGCACUGAGCGCAGGAUUACUGUCACAAAGGAUGAUGGGAUCCGGCCUGGGACUACCUUAGGAGGCCUUGCCAAACUGCGACCAGCAUUCAAGGAAACCGGCAGCACCACAGCUGGUAAUGCCAGUCAGGUGAGUGACGGUGCUGCGGCAGUGCUCAUUGGGCGGAGAUCAACGGUGGAGAAACUGGGACUUCCUGUUUUUGGGGUGCUGAGGGCGAGUGCUGUGGUGGGUGUUCCACCGGACGUAAUGGGCAUCGGCCCAGCCUAUGCUAUCCCAGAAGCCCUCCACCAGGCUGGGCUAACUGUGGAUGAUAUUGAUGUGUUUGAGAUCAACGAAGCAUUUGCCAGUCAGGCUGUGUAUUGUGUGGAAAAGCUGGGCAUUCCUAUGGAGAAAGUGAAUCCUAAUGGAGGGGCCAUUGCUCUGGGUCAUCCACUGGGCUGCACUGGUGCUCGACAGGUCGUGACUUUGCUCAAUGAGCUCAAACGCAGACGCAAGAGAGGGUAUGGCGUGGUGUCCAUGUGCAUUGGGACUGGAAUGGGAGCGGCUGCAGUUUUCGAGUACCCUGGACCGUGAUGAAAGCCCUAGAGCAAAAUCCCAAGAUGCAAUGACACGCAGAGAAACUAACAGUCACCAAUUACUUUUAAUCAAGCUGCUAGAACACUAACUAUAGAGCGCAAGCAGAAAGAGAGAGCACACUUCUUAUGUAGUGUGCUUCAGUGGGUGUUUGCCUUACUCUUGAGGAUGUUAAUGAUAACAUUCAGAUCUCUCUUUAAAGUGCCUUGCAUUUCAACUGUGAUAACAGAUCAUGAAAAUAGACAUGCCAUUAUCUGUAAGAUCUAUCAGAAUAACAACUUAUAUCUCUUGAUUUGUGCCAUUAAUUUGAUGGUCUUUUCUUCUGAUAUGGAUACAGAAAUAUGUUUUUUUUAUAAUCUGUGUUGAGGACCAGUGUAAUUCAUAAAGAUUUGUAAUGCAUCUCAUUUAUUUGAAUAAAAAUGAUUUGUUAUGUAUAAA
Messenger RNA from Rhinichthys klamathensis goyatoka, 1802 nucleotides. RefSeq names its product acetyl-CoA acyltransferase 1 (gene acaa1). The transcript has 12 exons. The record is from RefSeq and is a predicted model, not a curated record. Gene Ontology annotation, molecular function: acetyl-CoA C-acyltransferase activity. Gene Ontology annotation, cellular component: peroxisome. Lineage: Eukaryota; Metazoa; Chordata; Actinopteri; Cypriniformes; Leuciscidae. Gene Ontology annotation, biological process: fatty acid beta-oxidation; phenylacetate catabolic process. The coding region runs from base 108 to 1364 and encodes 418 amino acids.